AUGACGCCCGAGACCAUCUUGUCGUUGCAGAACCCGGCCACCGUAGCCGCCAUGCAGAGCCACGUCGAGUGGAUGCUGAUGCGUCCGCACAUCAUGCAGGACAUCAUCUGCCGAGACCACCUGGGUCUCAAGGCUCCCCUCCUCCCUCUCGACGAGGACGAGUGUCUCGUGCCUCCUGUCCAGCGAGAACUCAACAUUGUCAAUGCGGGAAUCAUGGUGUCCAAUACCAUUGGGGGCGCCCUGGUUGCCCUUCCCCUAGGCAUGCUAGCCGAUCGAACAGGCCGAGUCCCUAUCCUGAUAAUCUCGAUAUUUGGCAUCAUCCUCUCGCAAUUAUAUACCCUCUGCAUCCUCUGGCGAUCCGACGUCGUUCCCCUCCGCGCCAUAUGGGGAGUGGGCGCAUUCCUCCUCGUCGGGGGCGGCCGCAGCGUCUCCGAGGCCGUCACCUUUGCCCUCAUAACUGACACUGCACCCCUUGUUCAACGGGCAAUCUGGUUCCAGUGCGUCAUGGCCGCCGUCAUGGCCGCCCGGGCCCUCGGCCCCGUCAUAGCCGGCCGCUUCAUGCAACCUGCAGCCAUGUGGAAGGUCCUCUGGGUAUCCCUCGGCCUCCUGAUAGCAGGAUGGCUCAUGCUGGCACUCUUCACGCCAGAGACCCUCCCUUGCUCUGACCGGACGGCCAGCGUGGCGGCAACAUCCACGACGACGACGACGGCGGCGGCGGCGGCUGCGGCCGGGAACAGAGGAGGGCGCAAGAGGAAUUUCUGCCGCAGACUCGUAUCCUGUCGUCCGGCCAUGCUCCUGCUCCCGGCCGCCAUCCUCACCGUCCCCGUGGCGACCGGCCAGUCCGACAUACUCGUGCGCCUCAUGCCCAUCCUCUUCUCCUGGACACUGGCCCGAUCGUCGCUCCUCCUGGCCCUGUGCAGCCUCGUCAUCCUCGCCACCCUGCUCAUCCUGUCUCCGCUCGCCUUCCGCAUCCUCGACCGCCUCAAGCCGCCGGCUCCGGACUCCAUCCCGACAGACCUCGUCGUGGUCCGCGCCACGUCGCUGCUGUUCCUGUUCGGCUCCUUCGCCCUCAUGAUGAUCAGGUCGUCGGCCGCCCUCAUCGUCGGUACGGUCCUCGUCUCCCUAGCUGCGGGGACGCCCAUGAUCGCACGCUCCCUGCUGGUGUCCUGCCUCGACGCCGAGGCAAGGCCGGCACCCGUCGUCGGCGAGGGCGGUGCAGGCAGCAGCGGUAGUUGCAGUCCCGGUGCCGGCGUCGGUGCCAGCGUCAGCGUCAGUGCUGGUACCGACGGUGCGGCCGACGAGGACGGCGGAAACGUCGUUGGCACCCUGUUCGGCAUCGUUGCCUUGGGCGAGAUCAUCGCCUUUGUCGUCUGCCAGCUCUCCAUGGGCGCACUCUUCGACGUCGGUCUGCACUCGUGGCUCGGCCUGCCAUUGCUGUUCGGCACCUGUCUUGCCCUAGUCGUCGUCGUCCUCGUGUGGGUCACUAAGAUGCCCGUGGCCGGAGAGAAGGAUGGGGCGGCCAGCACCGAUUCAGAUGUAUCCAGUGACCAAGAAAAGGACGAUGAUCGGCAAGUCCAGGAAGCGUAUGUAUAG
Molecule: messenger RNA, 1593 nt
Organism: Geosmithia morbida
Lineage: Eukaryota; Fungi; Ascomycota; Sordariomycetes; Hypocreales; Bionectriaceae
Product: Major Facilitator Superfamily
Exons: 4
Coding region: 1-1593 (530 amino acids)
Biological process (GO): transmembrane transport
Cellular component (GO): membrane
Molecular function (GO): transmembrane transporter activity
Source: RefSeq, a predicted model, not a curated record